Olea europaea var. sylvestris is the source of this 2472-nucleotide messenger RNA. RefSeq names its product cold-responsive protein kinase 1-like. The record is from RefSeq and is a predicted model, not a curated record. Gene Ontology annotation, biological process: protein phosphorylation. NCBI's taxonomy places the organism in Eukaryota, Viridiplantae, Streptophyta, Magnoliopsida, Lamiales, Oleaceae. Bases 1142 to 2323 code for a protein of 393 amino acids. The transcript has 7 exons. Gene Ontology annotation, molecular function: ATP binding; protein kinase activity.
ACAGAGACCCAGUGAUGGAUUUUCGACGCCGUGCUAGCAAACGCGCCAUUGACUUUUCUCGACUUGCCCGGAGACGGGUCAAAACUCAAAGGCCACUGCCAUUUUUCUCAUACAAAUCUUCUUCAGGAGGAGGUGUUAUUAUUACCUACAAAUUACUUAAGAAAUAAAAACCCAUGACUUGUAUUUGUGAAAUUUCCAAGAGCUUACACAUUUGGUUCCGCACUUUCGAAGAAGACUCAUCUGGUCAGGGAUUCAAGGAUCUACGAUUUUUUCGUAUCUGCCGUACCCUGAUUUUUACUAACUCAACAGUUGCAUCUAUCUCUGUCUAGAAUUUUCCUUGAUUUCCUGAUACUUUGAUGUAUUUUUCUCAUCCGAGGUUAUUUUGAUACUGUUGGUUGUAUAAAUGUUUAAUUUUUUGAUGUUAUUUCGAUUAGAUGAUUCUGGGGUUUAAUUUUUUAUUUGUUAUUUUUUGUCUUAUGGAUCUGCUGAAAUGAUUAAACGAAGCAUAUUGGAUGAUGGUUAUGUUCUCUCGUUUUUAAUUUUUCCCUGUUAAUUCUAAAAUUCUGUCUUGUCUCUUUACAAUUAUAGUUUCCCAGCUGCGAUUGUUGUCGCACGAACCUUUGCCUUCUGAUCUUUGUACAAGUAAUUGAGGAACGGGAAGAACUGUUGGACUAGAUUAAUUAAACCACUUAUAUGUUGAAGCUGAAGUUUUUUGCCUUUUUUUUUUUUUGCCUUCGGGGAAAGAUCUUUCAAUGCUUGUUUUUGUCACCUGAAAAUCAGUCCCUUCUCAGAAAAGAUUUAUGCUUUCGUGCAUUUUCCCUUUGAAACUUUGUUCUACAUCAUAGGUGCUGAAACCCAUUUCUAGGAUGUUGGCAUUUUAACUGCAUAUAUCAAUCAACAGACAUAUAGUCAUAGAAGCCCUUUGAAGGGAUGUGUAUCUGAUAUCCAGCUGACCCGACUCUAACACCGUGUUAGCAAACAUGGAUCUUUACCAACCUAAUUGUGGUGUGAUUAUCCAUUUACUUAUGUAAACUAUUGCUGAGGUUGCUUUACUCAAUGAGCACAAGGUUGCGCAUUCUUUCCCAUUGAAGCAUUCUGCGUGUAGUUUUAGUGGCGAGAACCAGUGGUAGAUUUUACAGUUAUGACUUGCUUGCCUUUCUUAUGUGGUAGAAAAUUGGAAUCUGCUACGAGUCGUUCACCUGAGCUCAAUAAUGAGCUCUCUGGAAUACACAAUGUUACUCUGUACUCCUACAAGGAACUGAGAACUGCUACUAAUGAUUUUAGUCAAAUCAAUAAAAUUGGGGAAGGAGGAUUUGGUUCGGUUUAUAAGGGAAAACUUAGGACUGGGCAGAUAGCAGCAAUAAAGGUUCUUUCUACGGAAUCAAGUCAAGGAGUAAAAGAGUUUUUGACAGAGAUUCAAUUGAUCUCGGAUGUAGAGCAUGAAAAUUUAGUUAAGCUCUAUGGUUGUUGUGUUGAAGACAAUCAAAGAAUUCUUGUUUACCCUUAUCUCGAGAAUAACAGCCUAGCACAAACGCUUCUUGGCAAGGGUCACAGCCGAAUCCAGUUUAGCUGGCGAACACGGGUUAAAAUUUGCAUUGGAGUUGCAAAGGGACUCGCCUAUCUUCAUGAGGAAUUGCAGCCACACAUUGUCCACCGAGAUAUCAAAGCGAGCAAUAUUCUGCUCGACAAAGAUUUGACACCUAAAAUUUCAGAUUUCGGUCUUGCAAGGCUCAUCCCUCCUGAAAUGAGUCAUGUCAGUACACGUGUGGCAGGAACCAUAGGUUAUUUGGCACCAGAGUAUGCAAUUGUAGGCAAGUUGACACGUAAGGCUGAUAUUUACAGUUUCGGGGUUCUUCUUAUUGAAAUAGUCACUGGGAGAUGCAACACAAACAUGCAAUUACCCGUUGAUGAACAGUAUAUUCUUGAAAGGACAUGGCGACUCUACCAGAGAAGAGAGCUGGUAACUCUGGUAGACACAUCAUUAAAUGGAGAUUUUGAUGCUGAACAAGCUUGCAGAUUCUUAAAGAUCGGUCUUCUUUGCACUCAAGAUUCUCCGAAUCUUCGACCAUCUAUGUCAACCAUUGUCCAAUUGCUGAGCGGUGAAAAGAAUCUUGACAAUAUUAAGAUAACAAGACCGGGAUUAAUCUCUGACAUCAUGGACAUGAAAGUUAGACCGAACUCUAAGCCUAUGCCUGAUAUCAAUCACACCUCUUCCAGUUACACAUCUUUCGGCUCUGAGCACUUGGAUUCAACAUUGUCCACUACAAGAAAUUUUUCUCAGGCCACCAUGACAUUUAAUUCAGUAUAUGAUAGGAGUACUUGAAUAAAAAAUCUGCUAUGGUGUCUUAUUUGAAUAUCAAUUUGAUUGCCUUGUGUAAAUUGUUCUUAUGUAUCUGAUUCUUUUGUUUAUUUGGAACUUGGAAGAUUGGUUUAUUCUGUUGGGUUUAUGGAUGGAAUAUAUUGGUACGUGCA